This is a messenger RNA of Populus nigra (black poplar), 2965 nucleotides long. RefSeq lists its product as uncharacterized. The record is from RefSeq and is a predicted model, not a curated record. The transcript is spliced from 10 exons. Bases 1336 to 2742 code for a protein of 468 amino acids. Lineage: Eukaryota; Viridiplantae; Streptophyta; Magnoliopsida; Malpighiales; Salicaceae.
AUGCUGCAUUUGGCUGUUGACUAUCAAGACAAGAUAUGGCAUGUUAAUUAUGAAGAAAGUUGAUCCGAGCACCCUUCUCUGUGCUCAAGCUGCUCGGACUGGAAACUAUUCGAUCUUCAGCAGUCUGAGAUAAGAGGAGGUUAACCAGUCAGAGCGUCCUCAACCUUGCAAUGUCCUCAACCAAAAUUGAUGAUUCUUAUGUGCCAAUAUUACUAAUGGCAAACAAUGCUGUGCUGAGGCAUGGAAUUCGUACUGCUGAAACGGGGAACAGAAACAUGGGAGAAUGGUGGUUCUCGUGAAGCUGUAGCAAUGAUCAUUUUGCUGAUUUGUCUACUGGAUAGUGGAAGUUUUAUGCGAUGUCUGUUGGUGCCAAUCAAUGAUCAUCGCAAACUGAGCAAACAUUGCAAUACGUAGCAGACUCGUUGGAUUUUGCUGUUGAUUACUUAUUUUACCUUACAAGAGAAGUUGAGCAGAAUAUUGAUCCCAGAACCCUGCUUUGUGCUCAAGCUGCUGAGACUAGAAAUCCCUAUGUCUUCAUCUGGCCAGCAUAAAAGGAUCUCAGACAGAGUGAUGGUCAUUGCCAAUCUUAACCAGACUUCUCGGUGCUGUUGUUAUGUUUGCCAGAUUUGGAGAGAGAUGAAUUCAAGACAUCACAUUCUGAUAUUAUUCUAUAGAUCCCACAACUCGAGCCCUACCUGAUUCUCUAACCCUUUUUUUAUUUUAUGGAGCUCCAUUUAUCAUCAAUAUUACUAAUAUGAUAAGUCUAUUUUUAUUUUAUAGUUCAUAAAGUAUUGAAUAUACAUGGAUAUGAACUUUAGACUCUAUUUCAUGGUUCUAUGUUUCAUAGAUGAAAUAUAGUUUGUUUCUUAAGUUUAGAUUUAUUUUUUAAAAACUGAAUUUAAAGAAUUUGAAUUAAAAAUUCAUUUGAAUUUAUAAUUUAAAAUCUCAUGAACUUAUUUUCAAUCUCAAAAAUUGAUUGGAAAUACAAAAUCUUACUUUAAGGAAAUUACAUUUUGACAGUCAAACACACAUCAAUUCACCUAUCUCUUACCAUGCUUUAAGAAAUAUCCUUAAAUUUCUCAUAUUCAAAUUCAGAAAAAAACAAAACCCCAAGAGUCAUCCUAGAAGAAGGAGGAGGACACGUGUCAAAAACCCAAUUACUACAACCACCGUUCAACAUCCAUAAUUUAAAUAAAUAAAUUCCCUCUCAAAUCACAAAAUUUGAAUCCAUAUAAAAAAAAUAUAGAAACAGAUUCAAUGCCCUCAAAAUAAAUUCCAACGUUCGAAAACCACGAACUCCCCUGCAAUCACGCACUUUUGUCUUCCUUUCUCUUCAUGGAACAAGAAGAGCAAGCCGACUAUACCACCCUCCGGCUCGGCUCCCCCACCGGCCCUGAUCAAGUGGCUCAGCCACCUUCAUUUGUCACUCUCUCCCCAUUCCCUCCAAUCUCAACUCCCUCCUCCCGCCGCCGGCUCUCGAGCCAGUUCACCCCGAGCCGAGCAGUCCCAUUGGCUCGGCGGCUGGCUAGGGUGUCUUUGCAAGGGCGGCUUGUGGAUGCUGAGGAAGCUAGCUCGGCUAAAGCCAUUGGGUUGAGCGGGGAGGCGGGUGUGGCUUGGGAGCUGUUUAGUCCUGUUCAAAGGUUUCUGAUUGUUGCUGUUAUUGGGGUUGCUGUUUCUGAAUCUAAGAAGAAUAGGAUCAUUAAUCAGCUCAAAAAGUCUGUGGAGCUUAGGGAUCAGGUGCUAUCAAGCAUGCAGCAGAAGCUGGAUGAUCUGUGUGAUCAGUUGAGCAGCAUUAACAACCAGGCAGGAACCAAGGGCAAUGCAUCUUUCAACAACAACAAGAAUUUAGAACCACCAUGUAAUGAUGUUUUUGGUUGUGAUAAAAUUAAAUUUGUUGACUGUGGUUGUUGGUAUUGUGAUCAACACCAUGACCUGCUUGCUGGUUUGAUGGGGAACUCUGUUGUCAAAGUGUCUAAAGGUGAUGAGGUGCUGCAGUACAAAAUGCCUUUCAUAAAUGAGGUGGAACAAGAAGAGCGCCGCAUGUCAGAUUUGUCAGAUUGGGCUUCAAGUGUUACAUCUGCAGCAGAAAUGCAGAUGAACACUUAUGCAAUAGACCAGGACAUGUUCAGUCUAAAGAGAGAGUGUGAAGAGAAGGAUGCCACCAUUAAGGAGCUGAACAGUAUUCUUCAAACAAAUAAUAUGGCAGAUUCUAAGAGAAUAGCUGAGUUGGAAGACAUCAUACGCAGGAAGAACACGAUGAUCACAAGACUUAGGAAGGACAUGAUGGUAUUAGAGCAAAAGGUGGUGCAUCUUACAAGACUUAGGAGACCAUCGUCCUCCUUCUGUGUCUCAGACAGUUUGGAACUUCCUCUCAUGGUGGAUAGCAUAAUCUAUGAUAUGGAUAGCACCACUAGCCCUUCCUCCUCUGAUUCAGAUUCCUCUCCUGCGAACCGACCACAAGCUCCUGCUGCUCAUAUUCAGGAGACUCCUGUUCAGAGCAGUGAGCUUGGUUUGACAAAAAGCCAGAAAUCAGCACCAGCAAAGGCCUCCAGUUCUGUGGUAGAACUUCACAAAAAAUCUAGAUCAGAAAGUCCUCUCAAAGAAAUAUCAACAAAUCAAAAGUCCAUUGGACUCCCUUCUUCGAGGCCAAAGCAGUUGUCAGCUGAAGGGAACAUCAGGAAGGUUAGAAGGCGGUCUCAAAGUGCAAUUAAGGAUGCAUCUUCAAAGAAGAGAUGGUUCUAGUUUAUGCGGCAGAUGUAUGUAGAUAAGGGUAACACAGGGCUGGCAAUUGAAGAAAAAUGCCUUCGUCUUUCAAUCUCAUUUGCAGGCAGAUAUACAUCAGGCUACUUGAUAUCUAGAACUGGAAGGGCCAUGUUGCUAUCAUUAUGAUGUUGUUAAAGUAAUAGAAUUUCUGUAGAUGUCCAAACAUAAUAUUUAUUUCUAAAAAUAUCAGCUUUAGUUAAUA